Messenger RNA from Panicum hallii, 3829 nucleotides. Its product is annotated as phospholipase D gamma 1-like. The coding region runs from base 440 to 3478 and encodes 1012 amino acids. Gene Ontology annotation, biological process: phospholipid catabolic process. Lineage: Eukaryota; Viridiplantae; Streptophyta; Magnoliopsida; Poales; Poaceae. The transcript has 10 exons. Gene Ontology annotation, cellular component: plasma membrane. The record is from RefSeq and is a predicted model, not a curated record. Gene Ontology annotation, molecular function: D-type glycerophospholipase activity.
GACGGAACGGGGCGACACCACGCGGCCGUCCACCUGGCGGAUGAAACCGACGCGCGGGCCCCGUGAGGCCGUGACGUGCAGGGCCUGCCUUCAACGAUGGGAUCGAGGCGGCCUGCGUCCCGGCGAAGUGGUCAACGUCCAAACACGCACGGCGGCCGCGGGGGUGGGCGGAUCCAAGCGGCUGGCCGGACCCGGCCAACCCCACACCGUCCUGGCUGCCGCUUCCGAUCCCGUCCCGAUUCCAAGUUCAACUUCCGGUUUUCCAAAAUCCAACCCCCCGCCGCCGCCGUGGUCGUGGUCGCCACCCACCACGACUCUUCCACCCCCCGAGACCCCUCCGCCCAUUUCGAUUUCGGGCCACACGGCGGCACGGCGAGAGAUCGAUUGAAAAGCGGGAGCCGUGUUUGGCGCGACCAAGGAGCCAGGCGCCCCGGCGGCGAUGGAGCACGGCGAUCACGGCGGCCACCCGCCGCACUACCCGCCGUACCACCACCCGUACCCGCAGCCGCAGCCGCAACCGUAUCCUUACGGGUACCUGUACCCGCCGCCGCCGACCGCCGAUCCGGGAGCGCCGUACCUCGCUCCGUCGCCCACCUUCCCGGGCUACACCCCCGCGCCGCCGCAGCAGUACCACUCCGGCCCGCAACAGGCCUACCCGCCGCCGCCGCAGCACCACGCCUACCCGCCGCCGGCGCAUCCCUCGCCUUACGGCCACGGGUACGCCCCCUACCCCUCCUCCUACCCGAGCCCCAACCACAGCCCCGCGCUCUCACCCAGCUCCAGCUUCCACCACCAGCACGCCCCCGCGCCUGAACCCGCCUCCACCGCGCCUGAACCCCCCUCGCCCGCGCCCUCCGCGCCGUCCUACCCCAUCGAGGAUGUCCUCUCCACCAUGCGCCUCUCCGACCGUUACGACUACGCGCCGUCGCCCUCCGUGCCCCCGCCCUCGACCCCUUUCUCGGGCGGCGGGAUGCAGGUGGUGCCCUACGGCGCGGCCGCGGGAGGGUCGCAGCACGGCGGGAGCUUCAGGGCGUCGCUCAAGGUGGUGCUGCUCCACGGCACCCUCGACAUCUGGGUGCACGACGCCCGCCACUUGCCCAACAAGGACAUGUUCUCCAAGAGGGUCGGCGAACUCCUCGGCCCGCGCAUCACCAGCGCCGUCGGCAGCAAGAUGUCCAGCGCGUCCAUGACCAGCGACCCCUACGUCACCGUACAGGUCUCCUAUGCUACUGUCGCGCGGACCUACGUCAUCCCCAACUGCGAGAACCCCGUCUGGUCGCAGAACUUCGUCGUGCCCGUCGGGCAUGAGGCCGCCGAAGUCCAGUUUGUUGUCAAGGACAGCGAUGUCUUCGGUGCUCAGAUCAUUGGUGCGGUGGCCAUCCCCGCUGAGAAGCUUUUGACAGGGGAGAGGAUUCAGGGUGUCUACCCCGUGCUUGAGCCCAAUGGCAAGCCGUGCGCUCCGGGAGCUGUACUGCAUCUGUCCAUACAGUUCAUCCCUGUCGCUCGCCUCACAAUGUACCACCAUGGGGUCAUUGCUGGCCCGAACAGUCAUGGCGUACCCCAUACUUACUUCCCUCUUAGGCGUGGCAUGAGGGUGACACUGUAUCAAGAUGCACAUGUGCCUGAUGGUUGUCUCCCAGAUAUAUGGCUUGGCAAUGGGCUGCGCUAUGAGCACGGGCAAUGCUGGCGCGACAUCUAUGAGGCCAUAUGCCAGGCGAGGAAGUUGAUUUACAUUGUGGGGUGGUCAGUUUUCCACACGAUCCACCUUGUGAGAGACGGGACUCAGGCUCCGUCACUUGGGGACCUGUUGAAGAUGAAGUCACAGGAAGGGGUGCGUGUGCUUCUUCUUGUUUGGGAUGAUCCAACAUCAAGGAGCAUUCUUGGAUUUAAGAUGGAUGGUUUCAUGGGCACACGAGAUGAAGAGACACGCAGAUUUUUCAAGCAUUCUUCAGUGCAAGUGUUGCUUUGCCCACGAUCUGCUGGAAAACGACACAGCUGGGUGAAACAGCAGGAAACGGGAACCAUAUUUACUCAUCAUCAGAAAACAGUUAUUGUGGAUGCUGAUGCUGGCAACUAUAGAAGAAAGAUAACUGCCUUUGUCGGAGGCCUUGAUUUAUGUGGUGGGCGAUAUGAUACACCUUGGCAUCCUCUGUUUCGGACUCUUCAGACUGUGCACAAGGAGGAUUAUUACAAUCCCAACUUUGCUACAGUUGAUGCUCGUGGCCCAAGGGAACCGUGGCAUGAUUUGCACUCUAAGCUUGACGGUCCAGCUGCUUAUGAUGUUCUACAGAACUUCCAGGAACGUUGGUUAAAGGCAGCUAAACGCCAUGGGAUUAAAAAGUUGGCGAAAUCCUAUGACGAUGCUCUUCUCAGUAUUGAAAGAAUACCGGAGAUUAUAAACAUAAAUGAUGCAACAUAUUUUAGCGACAAUGAUCCAGAGACAUGGCAUGUUCAGGUGUUCCGAUCUAUUGAUUCAAAUUCCGCCAAGGGAUUUCCGAAGGAUCCACGAGCAGCAACCAUGAAGAAUCUUGUUUGUGGAAAGAAUGUACUUAUUGACAUGAGCAUACAUACUGCUUAUGUGCAUGCUAUCCGGGCAGCCCAACACUAUAUAUAUAUUGAGAAUCAGUACUUCAUUGGUUCCUCUUUUAAUUGGGAUUCAAACAAGGAUCUAGGGGCUAACAAUUUAAUACCAAUUGAAAUUGCUCUCAAAAUUGCAAACAAGAUCAAGGCAAAUGAAAGGUUUUCUGCAUAUAUAGUGGUUCCUAUGUGGCCUGAGGGUAAUCCAACUGGUGCAGCUACACAAAGAAUUCUUUACUGGCAGAACAAAACCAUGCAAAUGAUGUAUGAGACAAUAUAUAGGGCCUUGAAAGAAGCAGGCCUGGAUGAUAUGUAUGAGCCUCAGGAUUAUUUAAACUUCUUCUGUCUUGGCAACCGUGAAAUUGAGGACAGCACUUCAGAUGCAUCAAAUACAGGAAAUAAUCCUCAGGAACAAGCUAGGAAAAAUAGGAGAUUCAUGGUCUAUGUACAUUCAAAAGGCAUGAUUGUGGAUGAUGAGUAUGUGAUCAUUGGAUCAGCUAACAUCAACCAGAGGUCCAUGGAAGGAAUAAGAGAUACUGAAAUUGCAAUGGGAGCGUAUCAGCCACAGUAUACAUGGGCUAACAAGGUUUCUGCCCCGCGUGGACAGAUUUAUGGCUACAGAAUGUCCUUGUGGGCUGAGCAUAUUGGAGGCAUUGAGGAAGACUUCAACCAUCCACAGAGCCUGGAAUGCACUAGGCGGGUACGACAUCUUGGGGAAGAGAACUGGAAGCAGUUCGUUGCUGAUGAGGUGACAGAGAUGAGAGGUCACCUCAUGAAGUAUCCAGUAAGCGUUGACCGUAAAGGCAAGGUGAAACCACUACCAGGAUGCGCAACAUUCCCAGAUUUGGGCGGAAACAUCUGUGGCUCAUUUACGGCCAUUCAGGAAAACCUCACAAUAUAAAUUUUAGUAGUGCAAUUACAUAAUAGCUGAUGGCUUCUGAAGUUCUGAGGUACCCCGGAGAACAAAAUAGCGCACUAACUUAGGGUGAAAAUUUUGCAAGAGGUAUAGUAUAGGUUGCAGGCAAGUAGGGGAAAUGGUAUCAGGGCCUUUUCCUCCUCCAUGUUUUUGUCCCUUUUUCUUUAUUCUUUUAGUGCAUAUACCCAGCCAAUCAAUUUGUUACCUUUGUUUGGUACCUGUAUAGAAAAAAUUAUGGGGGUUCAUGGAUAUGACAUUUUAGAACUGCCAAGAUGUUACAUGUAAAUCCUGAAAAUUGUCUUCAUGUAAAUUGAUCCUGCAGAGUAUUUUGAAGUA